AUGAGCAGGAACACAGUAUGGCUUUUGUCAACACACUUAAACUUUAGAUUUUACAGGAGAUACGAUCACAUUUCGCAAAAUGCAAAAUUGAUGCAGGAUGGAGAACGCGACGUAAGAAACAACAUGAGUUUCCUGUUGAGUAGCACGGGGAGCGUGGGAAUGACUUUGAUUGGAUCGGAUGCCUGUUCAAAAGCAUGGUUGCCUAAUGCUGCUUGUUCAAUGUGUCCAAAUGUUAUCGAGUUGAAGAAGCUUAAUGUUCUUUAUAUAAAAUUCCACAGGAAAUGUACUAGACUCAAUCAGAAAACAAGUAUUUAUGAACCCUAG
Acanthoscelides obtectus is the source of this 324-nucleotide messenger RNA. Lineage: Eukaryota; Metazoa; Arthropoda; Insecta; Coleoptera; Chrysomelidae. The record is from the annotation of a GenBank genome assembly.